This is a messenger RNA of Panonychus citri (citrus red mite), 549 nucleotides long. RefSeq names its product cystatin-like. The record is from RefSeq and is a predicted model, not a curated record. Gene Ontology annotation, molecular function: cysteine-type endopeptidase inhibitor activity. Lineage: Eukaryota; Metazoa; Arthropoda; Arachnida; Trombidiformes; Tetranychidae. The transcript is spliced from 2 exons. Bases 67 to 453 code for a protein of 128 amino acids.
GUAACAAUUUAAUUCAGUUAUUUACCUUUCGAGAAAAAGUCAAUCGAAAAUCAAAACUAAAUCAAAAUGUUCAAGUUUAUUGUUGCUCUCUGUUUAGUUGGUGUUUCAUCCGCUGCCUUCGGAUUUCCUGGUGGCUGGAAAAACGUUGAAUCCAAUAGCGCGGCUGUUACUGAAUUGGUCAAUUUAGCCGUCGAACAUCAUAACGGUGAAAUCGAUGGACUUUACUACCGAGGUGUCGUCGAGGUUAAAUCAGCCAAACAACAAGUUGUCCGAGGAAUCAAAACUGAAGUCACCGUCGUCUUUGGUGAAACUCAUUGUGCUAAAGCCGAUGCUGGUGCUAAACUUUGUGAAAUCCCUGCAAAUGCUUUCAAAGAGGAAUGUGUCUACACUUUCUGGAAGGAACCAGCCGCUCAAACUGCUUCAGUCCUUUCGAGUGCAUGUGUCGACCUUUAAAUUACCCAGUUAAUUAACAUGACAAUUGGUUUGAAUUAACACUCAUCAAACUGUAAAUUGUUUCCAACAGCAAUAAAAUUACCGCUUCAGUAUUUA